GCAAGCCGUUUAAUGCCCUUAUUGACACAGGGUCUUCUUCCGUGGCCAUAUCAUUGGAUACUGUCAAAAAGACGGGACGACUGGGAUCCAUUCUUCCUCAAUCUGGCAAAGACAAUUAUGUCUCUGCCGACGAGGAGGCAAUGAACAUCGAACGCAUUAUCGAGAACGUGGCUGUAAAAGUCGGGCGAGUACACGUUCUUGUUAACGCGCUCGUAAUAGAUGUACGUUCCUAUUCUGUGUUAUUGGGAUUACCUUGGGCGAUGGCGGUAGGCGCACGUCUGCAUUUCGAUUCGAGACAAUUGGUGCUCACGCAAACGGGGGGAAAGCCUCAAACUGUCCCUUUGCGAGUUUCCACCCGAACGAUAAAACGGGUCCCUAACUCGGCCCAAAUUGGGAUGCUUCGAUGCAUUGAUCCCGAGGAGUGCUCUCCCUCGGACAUCAGUGAUGGAACCAGGGAACAGGAAUACGAAGAAGAGCUGCCCAGCGAAGAUGAAUGGAAGCACCUGGUUGAACUUUUCGAACACGAAAUUCUUGAGGAAUUCCAAGUGUGCCCCGACCCUGCUCGAAGUUUCCACGUGGAUUCCAGAGACAGCGCGUUUGCACCUCCGAUAACUCAAGUUAGUCCUUCGGUCCUGCUUGGGGAACCUAUCUUACAAGUAUCCGACCUGGCUGAUGAUUUGGAACCCCCUCGCACCCUAUACGAGGGAGCUCUCUCCUUACGAACGCGUUAUCAGCAAACGGAACAAUAUUUGGAUGUCUCUGUUUUUCCGCCCAUAUCGUUACUAACGGCAGGAGUCACCAUCGCCUUGCUUAAACAAGAGGCGGAGGCAUCGCUGUCUUUCUGCUUGGCCAGAGUACAUGUGACGUGGACGGGCACUAGCGAGCAUCCCACGUGGAUCGAGAAUCCGGAGCUGCUGAUCAUACAGGCUUGGAGGACUAACGUGGAAGGAGAUCUUCUUGGCUUUCUCUUCGGAUUGGUACGGCCGGGUCGACGCCACCUGAUUGCGCAGGAGCUUAUCGCACGGAUCGUGCAAUUGGCAGACGAUCUUUCGCCCGACAUCUAUUUUGAGAGUGACGACAGUCCUGCUCCGUACAUUUUCGAGCGAUCAUUGGAUCCGUACCUUCAGUUGACUGCGUGCUUGGAGGAACCUAGGGACGAGGAUACGCUACCAUCGCGGCAGGAGUAUCUGAAGCCGUACGAGAUCAUCCCUCACGCCUUCUAUCCAAGGGUAGAGGAAGUGGUGAUCGACGACGACGAUGAAGAGGACGAAGACGAGGAAACAUCGGAGGAGGGAAGCUAUAGUGAACAUAGCGAGGGCGAGCUGAGCAAAGGAGAAGAGGAGGAAGAGGAAACUGGAUCUGAGUGGGAAGCCUUGCCGGAUGAAGCGACGCGUACAGGAACGGAGGCAGACGAUCCGGAAGCAGUGCGAAAGCGCGAAGAAAUUGCCACCAGGAAGCACCAGCUGGAGUUCGCCAGCCAAGCUAGCCUGCGCAUCGGUAACGAUCCGACCAGGGAUCCAGAGCUGCCGAAGCCCGAAGAUGGCGACCCUGCAGCCGCCACCUCAAGUACCGCGCGACAGAGACGGAGCCGAUCCCCCUCCUCCUCCAGCCCCACCCGUCCCCCAGUUCGCCCACGUACCGAUGCGGGUGAUAGGCCUUCGUCCUCGGACGCUUUCCCACCGACCCCUUGAUUUCCUCACCCUCGAGCAGAUCCGUACCCCCGUCACCUUCCCUUCCCAUCC
Messenger RNA from Chara braunii, 1742 nucleotides. The record is from the annotation of a GenBank genome assembly. Lineage: Eukaryota; Viridiplantae; Streptophyta; Charophyceae; Charales; Characeae.